Messenger RNA from Zea mays, 514 nucleotides. Its product is annotated as mini-chromosome maintenance complex-binding protein. The transcript has 5 exons. Gene Ontology annotation, molecular function: chromatin binding. Gene Ontology annotation, biological process: DNA-templated DNA replication. The record is from RefSeq and is a predicted model, not a curated record. Bases 62 to 514 code for a protein of 150 amino acids. Lineage: Eukaryota; Viridiplantae; Streptophyta; Magnoliopsida; Poales; Poaceae.
GGUGUUGGAUUCGUCAAAUCUUGGAUUGAUCAAACCAAACACCCUGGUCCGGUAUCGGGGAAUGGUUCAGGAUAUGCUUGGGAAUGAGUACUACAUUGGUGCUUUCAAGGAUGGGUCAACUUGGAGGACAAACAAGUACACUGACUUCUCACCGUACUCAAUGCCGCAUCCUUGUGAUUCACAUCUUUGGGAGCGCCAUCUCUUCCACUGUGUGCCUGCACCUGGACAAAAUUCUUGGACACUGGAGUCUUCACCAGGACCUGAUGUCUGCAGGAUGUCGAAUUGUUUGGCACCUGAAUUAAGAGAGAAAAGGAAGAGAGAUGGAGAUGGUGAUGCCAUGGAUGUUUCAGAAAAUGGCCAUGGCAAUUCUUCAUUCUACAAGAAGCCGAAGGAAGGUGAUGUUCAUGUCUCUUCCAGUUCAACUGAAGUGGCAAGAACCAUUCCAGAGAUGAAUGGAGGCGAUCAUCACAUACCAGGAAGCUCUUUUUCAUGUCUAGUGAAGGUGAUGACCUAG